GCUGGGAUUGAAAAGACUUCAUCACAGCAUGUUUCUCCAUGGAUGGAUGAUGGGCUAAGGGGAUUAGGAGAAUUUGAUCCGGAUGCUGCUUUUCUCACUGACCGAACAUAAACCACUGUCUUAAUGCAGAGCCUUAGAAAGUCUGGAUUCCUGCCUGUUCUACUGAAAAACCAACAUCAGUCAUGGAUUUAGCAGAUCUUUGUCUCACUUUGAAUACUCGAUGAGAGGCUACGCACCUACAGGGACGGCUCAGACACUGUCUAAAGAUCGUGGUCAUUAUGAACGCAGAGUCCUCCCCUCUGACAGGAAGACAAGUGGAAGACCCUCAGCGCGGCUGGACUGAACAGACAGCCGCUGCUCGCAGCACAAAGGACUCAAGGCAGCGCACAGAGAAAGACUCACACAAAGGCGUCUUCGCUGUAGACCCAGAGGCCAAAAUGGAGACUACCACCACUUCCAAAGCUAACUAUGUGGCUCCAGAGGGUCCUGGAGGGAGGCUGCGGGGUAAAGGCACCAGAAGAGAGCUUUUGGAAAAACAAAUCGUCCAGAUGAUAAGAGAGGAGAUGCAAGCUGAGAUGAACACACCAACACCAGAAACAGAAUUCUGCUCCACAACCCACAGGGACUUCUGCAUCCCUGGAUAUGAGCCCUCCAGACCAAAAGCAGCGCAAAUACAUGAUUACAAAACUGAGCAAGCCAUUACAUUUUGGAGCGAAAACUACCAACAGGUUCAGGGCGUGACCCCGGUGCAGAAUCAAAAAGCCCCAUUCAGGAGGUCAGCCCUGUUCAGCACCCCCCUCAGUGAACGACUGGAUGAAAUCGAACCCCCGCCUGAAGACUGAGCACUGUUCUUUUCAGACCACUUUUCCUGAAAACCUGUGACCCACCUGAUCUGUGGGAUGCAGGAAUUGUAAAGGGCAGGAGAGGUUUGACACCGAAAAGUUUGUUGAACAGCAGAAAUACAUUUGAAGCUGUAAACUUAGAGCAAUGAACUUCUUCACAACUUCAUUUUUCAGGUUUCUGAUAAUAAUGUGAAUCUGGAGUAUGUCACCUGUGUCAUGUCAUUGCCGUGUGCGGCUGUUGGCAGCACAGAAUCAGCUUUGCUACCAUUUUUAUGCUGUAUUGGAUCUUUUUUUUUUUUUUUAGAAAUAAUUAAUUGCUCAUAAAUUCUGUUAUGAAAGCUUUUCCUUGAGUCUGAUUUCAGCUCUUUCAAAUAAAAUCCAAAUCAUUUACAGUCA
Messenger RNA from Oryzias latipes (Japanese medaka), 1238 nucleotides. It is a transcript of the gene spag8, whose product is annotated as sperm associated antigen 8. Gene Ontology annotation, cellular component: nucleus; cytoplasm. Gene Ontology annotation, biological process: positive regulation of transcription by RNA polymerase II. Lineage: Eukaryota; Metazoa; Chordata; Actinopteri; Beloniformes; Adrianichthyidae. The record is from RefSeq and is a predicted model, not a curated record. Gene Ontology annotation, molecular function: microtubule binding.